AUGACCAUCAUAAAGCAAAACAUAACUGGAGUAAAUCUAUAUGUGAAGCAAAUGAGAAUUGAACGUGUCUCUCAAUACAUCUACUUGAGAACUAUAAUCAAUGAGUCGUGGGUUAAUACUCAAGAGAUUAGAUGUCGCAUCGCAACGUUUUUCUGCUUCAUAAGUACGACAACCAUAUCAUGGUCAACAGUGGUGCUUCCAAAAUUAUCAAAUAUUGAGACAAGUCCCAUCGGAAGAAUGGUGGACAUGGAAGAAGAAAGUUGGAUUUCAUCUAUUUUGAUUUUAAGUGCCAUAUUCAGUGUCUUCAUUUCGGGAUAUUUAGCAGAUAAAAUAGGAAGGAAAUGUACUUUGUUGAUAGGUGGUAUGCCGUAUCUACUAAGCAACAUUAUUCUUGCGUAUGCAUCAUCGGUGUACCUGUAUUAUAUAGCUAGGUUUCUAAUGGGUUUUACUUUAGGAACUGUUGCUCUUGUGCCUGUAUAUAUUAGCGAAAUCAGCUACAAAAAUCAUAGAAAUGUAUUAGGACCUUUAAUUUGUUGUGCUACGUGUUUUGGUAGUGUAUUUCCUAACUUGUUGGGACCCUUUGUCUCCAUGAAAACGUUUAGUUUGCUACAAGCCGCUCUGGCUACAAUUUAUUUGGUAUAUUUUGCGACUCUGGGAGAGGAAGGUCCGCAAUUUUACCUAACCAGAAAUAAGGAGUUUCAAGCAAGGGCAGUAUUAGAACGAUUAAGAGGUGGUUACGAAGAUAUUGACGAAGCAUUUGCGCAAAUUAAAAAUGGAUAUAAUGAAGAAAGGCAAGGGACAUUAAGAGAUAUUUUAACUUCUAGGUCUUUAAAAAGUGCGUUUAUUAUGUGUACGGUACUACUGAUUUUGCAGCAAUUUUCUGGCAUUGUUGCAAUAGCUUUUUAUGGACAAACACUUUUCGAGAAAAGCAGUAUACAACUAUCUCCAGAGUUAUCUGUUAUUGUACUGGGAAUGGUUCAACUGGUGGCGAGCUUUAUAACUCCUUGUGUAAGCAUAAAAUUUGGCAAAAAAACUUUAUUAUUUAUCUCAGGAGUAUUAACAGCGCUGUCACAAAUAGUUCUAACUAUUGAUAGUUAUUUCAAUGGAUUUGUAAGGUUCGCCCCAGCUUUUAGGUAUUUACCUCUAUUCUGUCUUAUUAUAUUUAUUAUCGGUUACAGUCUAGGUCUUGGACCACAACCCUGGAUGCUAACGGGAGAAUUAUUUCCAACCAGAGUAAAGACAGUUAUUAGUUCUGUGAACGGCUUCACAAUUUUUGUUUGUGCCUUUUUAAUGACCAAAUAUUAUAUGCACAUUGUAAGAACUAUAGGCAUGCAAGGUUAUUUUCUUUUCAGUGCCAUAUGUUGUAUUAUUGCCACAAUCUUUACAAAGUUUUAUGUGAUUGAGACGAAAGACAAGAGUCUUGAAGAAAUACAAAGAGAUCUAUCUAGGGCAAAGUUCGACGAGUUUAAUGCUGCGAAGGAAUCGUUUGAAGCCUGGGAAGAGCGCUUGCAGCAGUAUUUCAUAGUGAACGACACUGAAAAUGAAAAAAAGGUAGCAAAUUUAAUAACAUUUAUGGGUGCGAAAACGUAUGAUACGUUGAAAACAUAUUUAUUCCCAGAUACCCCUGCAAUGAAAACAUACGAUCAGUUAGUAACGAUACUUAAAGCCAGAUAUGCACCAGCUACAAGUGUAAUCUAUGAAAGAUACAGAUUUCAUAGUAGAAACCAACAAGCAGAAGAAUCGCUAGAGCAGUAUGUAAAAGAAGUAUUCAUGAGCAGCUAG
This is a messenger RNA of Diabrotica virgifera virgifera (western corn rootworm), 1782 nucleotides long. Its product is annotated as facilitated trehalose transporter Tret1-like. Bases 1 to 1782 code for a protein of 593 amino acids. The record is from RefSeq and is a predicted model, not a curated record. Gene Ontology annotation, biological process: transmembrane transport. Gene Ontology annotation, cellular component: membrane. Gene Ontology annotation, molecular function: transmembrane transporter activity. The transcript has 4 exons. NCBI's taxonomy places the organism in Eukaryota, Metazoa, Arthropoda, Insecta, Coleoptera, Chrysomelidae.